GCCAUGUGAUCUCAAACUCCCUGCAUUGAUUCAUUUUCCGAGACUCAAGGUACUUCCACUUAUGCAUAUCACAUUUAGAGAUAAGAACUUUCCAGAGGAAUUCAUAUCCAACUGCCCAGUCCUUGAUGAGUUGAGUAUAGAAUACUGCACCUGGGAAGCUAUGGAGGAUUUUAUAAUGUCAGCUCCCAAUCUAAAGACGUUACGCAUUCAGGCUCCAAAAGGAGUGAUCAGGAUUAAUGCACCAAAUUUAACUCAUUUUGAAUACGAAGGUAGAAUUGCAAAGGAAUAUGACGUGCAUAGAUUUUCAUCACUAGUUAAUGCAGAGAUUGACUUUUGCAUGUACCUUGAGGACAAAGAUGAUAUCGAAACAAGGAGAGAAGAAUUAGGUUAUGCUGUGAUGAAACUUUCCGAACGGCUUUCGAGUGUUCGAUUCUUAACAUUAUCUUUCGAGACCCAUAAGGCCCUCUCCCUUGUAGACAAUCUCAAUGCACUGUUACCUGCAUUUAACAACUUGAGAUAUUUGGAAGUGAGUUACAUAUGUUAUUCUCGGUAUUACAAGUCAUUACUGUGCUUGCUCGAAAUAUCGCCUAAACUUAAAUCAGUCAAUUUUAUGCAUGGAUUCGGUGGACGUCUAUCUGAAAAUGGCAUUGAAGUAGUAUUGCCUCCUAUUGUGUUUUCAAAACUGAAGAAAGUAACGUUUGGGUCAUUCAAAGGGGACGAGAUGGAAUUGAUUUUAGCAGAAUUUUUUUUGAAGAAUGCUAAGAUUCUAGAGAGCAUGGUCAUUUAUACUUGUUUCAAGUCACAGGAGAAGAAAAUGAGAACCAUGGAGCGGAUGUUAUUGUUUCAGAGAAGGUCCCCAAAGUGUAAAAUUGUCUUCUCCGACAAAAAGCGAUAGAUAUUGAAAUCUCAAGUGAAGAACUUCUCUGUUGGACUAUCUGGUGGAAAAUAAGGAGCAUAGAAACAAUAUGGUGGACAGCUUAUCCCUUUAUGCUUGCAUACUGAACAUUUCGGUCUUUCUUGGUUGUUCCACAUCUUAAAGCAAGUUUCAAUAAACUGAAUACAACACAGUGAAAGAAAAAAUGAAGAAAGAAAACUUAACAAGAAACAGAAAGACAAAGUAAAGAUUACAAUGUAAUUACGAACUUAUGACAUUUUAUUUCUUGAUUGUUGUUAAACUUUGGUUCUCAUAAUCUUUAAGAACGGCAUACAAAACCCAUUAAAGUGAACUAUCAGAAUAUGAAAGUUCUUGCAGAAAUAUUGAUGGAGAAGAAGAGAAAGAUGAUUAGAA
This is a messenger RNA of Papaver somniferum (opium poppy), 1288 nucleotides long. RefSeq names its product F-box/FBD/LRR-repeat protein At5g22660-like. The record is from RefSeq and is a predicted model, not a curated record. The transcript is spliced from 4 exons. Lineage: Eukaryota; Viridiplantae; Streptophyta; Magnoliopsida; Ranunculales; Papaveraceae. The coding region runs from base 62 to 895 and encodes 277 amino acids.